This is a messenger RNA of Kickxella alabastrina, 1608 nucleotides long. Its product is annotated as putative TCP1-component of chaperonin-containing T-complex. The record is from RefSeq and is a predicted model, not a curated record. Gene Ontology annotation, biological process: protein folding. Lineage: Eukaryota; Fungi; Kickxellomycota; Kickxellomycetes; Kickxellales; Kickxellaceae. The coding region runs from base 1 to 1608 and encodes 535 amino acids. The transcript is spliced from 3 exons. Gene Ontology annotation, molecular function: ATP binding; ATP hydrolysis activity; ATP-dependent protein folding chaperone. Gene Ontology annotation, cellular component: chaperonin-containing T-complex.
AUGUCAGGAAUUUUCGAUACAAACAACCAGGACUCGGCCCUGUUCAUUGGCGGAUCGCGUGUUUCGGGACAGGAAGUGCGGGCACAGAACGUGAUGGCGGCAAUGUCGAUUGCGAAUGUGAUCAGAACGUCGCUGGGACCCGUGGGUCUGGACAAGAUGCUGGUUGACGAUGUCGGUGAUGUAACGAUCUCGAACGACGGAGCGACGAUUCUGCAGCUACUAGAGGUUGAGCACCCGGCAGGAAAGAUUCUGGUAAAGCUUGCGCAGCAGCAGGACACAGAGGUUGGUGAUGGCACCACAUCGGUUGUGAUUAUUGCGGCAGAGCUCCUGAGACGUGCAAACGAGCUGGUCAAAAACCAUAUUCACCCGGCCACAGUCAUUACAGGAUACCGUCUGGCGUGCAAGGAGGCUUGCAAGUUUAUUGCAGAUCAGAUGGCGCUCAAGGUCGACAAGCUUGGCAAGGAUGCUCUGGUCAGCGUGGCCAUGACCACCAUUUCGAGCAAGAUCCUGGGCGCCUACGGCACCUUCUUUGCUGAGAUGGCAGUCAACUCGCUGUCGGCAGUGAAAUCGCUGGACUUCCGUGGCAAGCCCCGGUACCCCGUUAAGGCUGUCAACAUCCUGAAGCGCUGCAUGAAACGCUCUCUGAAUAACCCCAAGAUUGCCGUUAUCGAUUUUGACAUUACCAAGACACGCAUGAAGCUGGGAGUCCAGAUUGUCAUCGACAACCCGGACCAGCUGGAGGCGAUCCGGAAGCGCGAGGCCGACAUCUCGACUGAGCGUGUUCGCAUUAUGAUUGAAGCUGGCGUCACCGCCGUGUUCAGCACCCGCGGCAUUGACGACAUGUACGUCAAGAUGUUUGCCGAGGCUGGCGCUGUUACAGUCACUCGCGUGCCCAAGGAAGAUGCCCGCCGCAUUGCCAAGGGCACCGGCGCUUCUCUGAUCACCACUCUGGCCAACCUUGAUGGUGACGAGUCCCUCGACGCCUCUUCCAUCGGCUCUGCCGAGCUGGUUGAGCAGGUGCGGCUGUCCGACGACGACAUUGUUGUUAUCCGCGGCGCCAAGGAGCAGCAGGCAUCGACCGUUAUUCUGCGCGGAGCCAACGACUACAUGCUGGACGAGAUGGAGCGCAGCUUCCACGACAGUUUGUGCGCUGUCAAGCGCGUGCUCGAGUCCGGUGCUGUGGUGCCCGGCGGUGGCUCAGUCGAGACCGCCCUGGCCGUCUACCUCGAGACCUUUGCCACCACUCUGGGCUCGCGCGAGCAGCUGGCCAUUGCCGAGUUCGCCAACUCCCUGCUGUCGAUCCCCAAGCAGCUCUCGGUAAACGCCGCCAAGGACUCAAUCGAGCUUAUUGCCAAGCUGCGUGCCUACCAUUCGGCCGCCCAGAACGCUGGCGCCGACUCGCCUCGAAGCGCGCUCAAGAACUACGGCUUGGACCUCCACGAAGGCAAGCUCCGUGACAACGUCAAGGCCGGCGUCCUGGAGCCUGCCAUGUCCAAGAUCAAGAUGCUCAAGUCGGCCACCGAGGCCGCCAUCAACAUUCUGCGCAUUGACGACAUGAUCAAGCUGCUGCCCGAGCAGCAGCCGGAGGACCCCCACGCGCACAUGUAA